Messenger RNA from Anoplophora glabripennis (Asian longhorned beetle), 3582 nucleotides. RefSeq lists its product as uncharacterized. Gene Ontology annotation, molecular function: zinc ion binding; nucleic acid binding. The transcript has 7 exons. NCBI's taxonomy places the organism in Eukaryota, Metazoa, Arthropoda, Insecta, Coleoptera, Cerambycidae. The coding region runs from base 490 to 3297 and encodes 935 amino acids. The record is from RefSeq and is a predicted model, not a curated record.
AGUGGCGGAUUCGCAAAUGUUUUGAAUAUGUGGUAAUUUAUUGUUUUUCAAAAUUAUAUUCCGAAAAAUUGUUUUCCCGUCAAUUUCUAAGACCCGGUUGUGUGGCGUCACAAAAGAUUCGCCUUUUCGCGUCAAAAUAAAGGCGAAAACGCUUUUUAGGGCGUGUAGAAGCUGGCGUACGAUAAUGGCCGUGUUUAGUUGAGUUUGUAGCAGACCCAACAGAGAGACGUUCACAGUAAACCUGUGUGCGGGCGAAAAUAUCGACGUGGUGGCGUCGUUGCCUUGGAAAAUAUUAACUUUUAGUGUAAUUAAAGUGCAGUGUGGGUAUUAGUGUCACUGGUUUGAGAUACAUUUUAUUGAAAUUGCAAGCUGUCCAAGUUUUAGAUGACAAAAAUCAAAUGACAUCCGUACAUCAUAUUUUUUAAAUUUUGGGAUGAUAUCCAUUUGUGUUUGGAUGGACAUUAUAGUCCUAAAUGGUUAUGUAAUGCAAUGUUGGAAAGAACAACGAGAUCAUAUUUCGAAGAUAUCUUAUCGAAAGAUUUCACUUACCUUGAAAAACAGGAUCUGAUCUCCCUAGAGAACAAAAGGAACCUGAGGUGCAAACUGAGAAAUUCAAACUUAAAGGAGACCGAUGACGUUGGUCGCUCCUCAGAUGAGCGGAACAUGACACGGAAGACCAGAACGAGGAGGCCACGGAUACCAGCCAUCCAGUCUGGAUAUUGCGCUGUUUGCAACAUACCUUACAAUAACGUCGAAGACCACAUACAAUCCAAGAAGCACUUGAAACUUAUCGGAGAGGAUGCAAAUUAUAUCGCACUGAACGGUUCUUUAAACGGCUUCUUGCAAACCAGCAGCAUCCCUUUUUUGAAUCUUAAUGGCAUAGAUGCAAUAGGAGUACACGAGACGUCCCUUGAAGAUUUUUCCCCGAAAUACAAACGCAGAAGUAUGCCGAGAACGAGAGCCACUUCUGUUGUGAGCGACAGGGUAACAAAACCAUCUCCUCUAUCGCCCACGGGUAGCGAUGUGACAGGACAUCAUCUUAGGUCUCGCAGGAACAUCAACUACAUGACGCCUCCUUUGGACGACGACAGUUUACAGGAAAAACUGGAUUUGACUGAGAAGCGAGUAAUAGAGCCAGUUCAUCAAGAAUAUCGAGAAUAUCGGGAACUGCGAUCGAGUACGAGAGCUUUAGCGAAAUUAACAGAACAAAUAUCCGACCAUCACGAGGAAGUGUGGAAUUCAGGUCGACCAAAAAGAGCAUGCAUCAGACAGAAACGCGUCUCUGCCGAUGAACGCCUCGUUUCUAACAACAAAACUUAUUACAAGGUGGAAGUGUUGUCGUCCAAGCUCCGUUCGAAUACGAACCAACCGAGGGAGGCAGACGUUAUAAAAACGCGUCAGUCGCAGUUGGCAAAACGCGAAGAAGAGGAGAAGGAAAAGGGAUUGAUCGUAAAAUUUAAAAAACUGAGGAACUCCGAGUUGAUCCAACUGAAUAACGAGGCCACAAAUUUCUUAUUCCCUAAAAAAGAUGACGAAUCGAGCGAAGAAGAGGAAGAAGAAGCGGAUGCAGACUACGCAAGUGCCACGGCCAGUGUGACGCAUGGAAACGAUUCUAGCGAUGCUGAGGAUGGAGAACAGUUAUCGCAGAAGUUUAAAGUGGAAGAUGAGGCUUCCAUGGAUAGCACUUGCUCCGAGAAUAAGAGAAAAAAGAAGAGACGGACACAUGCCGAGGCGUUUAUCAUGGACAAUCAGAAGUAUUACAAGUUUGAAAUGCCCGGUUCAAGUUCUUGCAGGUUGAGGUAUCAUGGGUCAUAUCUACCGUCUAUUAUGAAAUCGCCAAAACAUGGAGAAGCUUGUUUAGUGAAAAAGGAGAGGGACGAUGCCACUGAAGAACCGAAGGAAAAAAUCGGAAGAGUGAAUAGGGGCGCAAGGCUCUCACUUGAGAAAUACAAAUUCUCAUUUGAAAAGAUACCUCGUAACACAGCAUGGUACAACACCUUCCAGCGGAUCGAUAAAGGGGAACAGAGAUAUACAUUUUUCAACAAUCACUAUUAUUGGGACCCAUUCAUCUUACCUUACCAAAUGCCAACAAUCACGCCAUUGGAUCCGAGAGUCUGUAUGGGCCAAUAUAGUCAGCUGUUGAAGUGCAUCUGUGAUCCAACAUCAGAGACCGAAUCGAUAGGUUGCAGUACUCCAGAAUGCAGCAUUACCACUUCCAACACCUCUAUGUAUGAGCCGGAAAUAGAUGAAGACAGCAAGAUGAGCGUAGUAACCGUCAGUUCUACGCACAGCAUAGAGGAACCCAUAGAAAGGAAAAGAAGAGGAAGACGGCCACGGUCACUCAUACAGGCCAGUGCUAGUGGUAAAAAUCCAAGAAAAUCCCCAAGACAGCACGCCUCUACUUUGGCCAUAUUGAGUAGUCUGAUUCACCAGAGGAAGAGAAGGUCAAGGAAUAAGGCUCUAAACGACUCGAAUCAAAGCUUGCCCGCCAUCCCGGAAGAAGAUGUCAGUCCUCAACAAUCCCCUCAAAACCAACGGUCGCUACAAAAGACGAAAACACCCCUAAGGAAGUUCAAACCCAAGAUAGACUACUUUUCGAUGGCCCGACAAAUAGACGAGGAACUGGACAAUGCUUGGGAGGACGACAACUUGGAAGAAUUAGAACUAGAAGUCGAGGAAAACCCGAUAGACAUCGGCAAGAACAAAGUAACUGUCAACGACGUCUUGAGGUUGUACGAGGAAGAAAAGUCGAAGGAAGACGGGAAGAGCUGCAAGAGGUUCUUUAACGGAACGCCGGGACGUAAACCCGGAAGGAGGAAGAAAAAGAACAAAACGGGGUGGCCGAACAAGAACAAGCGGCUGUCGAAGAAAGGACAAGAGAAGGAGAAAGAAGAAGAGAAUGACGAUAGUACAAUAGACUCCAUGAGCGUCAACAUGGAUUCCGAGGAGGAGGCGUGCGAGGAAGACGCAAACUCGACUGAUAGUGUAAAGAAAGUAGUGUCGGGCAAAGGCCAACAGAACGGUGAUCAAGCUUUAAACAACGUGAAAGACCAGAACGGCGACGUCGACAGGGUAGAGAAGACAGACAUUAGUGACAAAGUACUGACCAACAAAGUGACUAACAGGAGUGAUUUCCAACCGUACGUCUGUGUCGAAAAGCUGGAUAGUGAUAAACUGUUGGGGAAGCAAAUCGGCACCCCCAAAAGGACGAAUAGGAGGCAGAGGCGGAUGCCCGGCUCGCCUAAGUCCCCCAGAAUGUUGCGGAAGCCCAGAGGCAGGUGGUAUCGAGAGAGAUAGAAUCCACAUGUAUUUUUGUAAUUAUUUAUUUUAAUGUAUUUUCGAUUAAUUUAUAAGAGAUUGUAUUCUAUUUUGUACCAAAACUAUAUUAAUUUUAUAACUUUAAUGACUUUAAUUUUGUAAGGCGGGUGGCCCGUUCAGAUUCUUCAUUUCUUUAAUAGCAUCUGUAGUUUAUUCCGUGUGUAAAUAGAAAUCCGCUAAUUUAAAAUCAAAUGUUAUCGAGUUGUCAGAGAAUUGCACGAGGCCAUCGACGGAGCGAAUAUUUGUUGCAAAUAAAAAAUUUAA